GGGCGGGUCUUCCUGUAGUUUGUUAUGGAAGAUGUCACUAGCUAGACGAGCAAUGUCGAGUGUUACCAGACCAACCCUUCUGGGAUUCUUCAGCGCCUCCAAUCUGCUUAAAAACAGCUAUGUCUGGCAUCAGAUCCCACGGUCUUUCUCGAGACGCGCAGUAUCGCCACGGUCUUUUAGCACGUCUCCCAGCCAGCAGCCGACCGCUGACAGAGUACAGCUGACUGAGUCGUGUGUGAAGAGACUCGGCGAGAUCAUGGGCAAGGGUGAGUACCUGAGGAUUUAUGUGGAAGGAGGCGGCUGCUCCGGCUUUCAGUACAAGUUCUCCGUUGAUGACAAGCGAAAUGAAGACGACAGAGUGUUUGAGCAAGGUGGAGUGGGCAUCAUCGUGGACCAGGACAGUCUGGAGUUCGUCAAAGGUGCCACGGUGGACUUCAGCCAGGAGCUGAUCCGAUCGUCCUUCCAAGUGCUAAAGAAUCCUCAAGCUGACCACGGAUGCUCCUGCGGCAGUUCCUUCUCUGUCAAGCUCUAAUCACCCGCAACAACUCACUGCUUUUCAGUACAUUUAUAAUCAUGACUGUCACAGUUAGAUCUCCCGGAAAUCAUCUAGCGGCAACUUGCAUCACACAAGAGGUGUCAGUGUGCUUUUGUUUUAGUCGCCACAUCAAAAUAGUCAUAACAUGGACGUUCAGGUAACAGUUGUGCUUCACUUUUGAAUUAUGAAUAUGUAAAUAUGAUAACUAUGGAUAUAUAUUUAUGUUUUCAAAUAAACCAAGUGGAUGAAA
Messenger RNA from Synchiropus splendidus (mandarinfish), 785 nucleotides. RefSeq names its product iron-sulfur cluster assembly 2 (gene isca2). Gene Ontology annotation, molecular function: 4 iron, 4 sulfur cluster binding; iron ion binding; 2 iron, 2 sulfur cluster binding. Gene Ontology annotation, cellular component: mitochondrion. The record is from RefSeq and is a predicted model, not a curated record. The coding region runs from base 32 to 532 and encodes 166 amino acids. NCBI's taxonomy places the organism in Eukaryota, Metazoa, Chordata, Actinopteri, Syngnathiformes, Callionymidae. Gene Ontology annotation, biological process: iron-sulfur cluster assembly. The transcript has 4 exons.